CUUCUGUACAGCGGUGCACAUCGAUCACGACCUACACUGAAUGCGUCAACAAUGUCGUCCGCGACGGGAACAGUCGCCACCGCGCACAAUGGUCGUGUCAGCAAGCGCCAAAGGCUUGAUGGCGACCAGCAAGUCAAUGGCGCCGCAGCAAAAAGAUCCUCUCGUAUAUUUGCGCCGUUUCGAACCAUAGGCCUCAUUUCGCCAACAGACGUACCCUUUUCUAUCGACCCGCGAGGAAAGACGACCUUUAACAUCACCACAAGUGUGGGGAGGUCGCUGCAGACGUACGACCUGCGCCGGGGACUGCACCUAAUCUUCAUCACGCGACCGCAAACCCCCGAACGCAUCACCGCCAUCGCCAAUUACAAGGACCACACUUUGGCCGCAUGGGGUAGCAAGGAUGGGGAAAGCAAUGGCUUGUGGGUUUAUAAGCGCGGACAGAAAGUGGGAGAAUUCGAGAUGCCUGCGGGAGGCAAGCGCGAAACCAUCUCACAGAUCCUACCUCUGGGCGCCUGGAUAGUUGGAUGCGCUCAGACACGCAUCGAGGUGUGGAGUUCGGCGACGUUUGAGCACCACACCACGAUCCACGUUGCUCAGGGAAGAAUACGAGCCACGAUCAGUGGCGGUGUGUGCAACAUGCCUACGUACCUAAACAAGAUCUUGGUUGGCACGUCGGACGGCUGUGUGGAGGUGUGGAACGUGAGCACCGGCAAACUGAUAUACACCAUUUUCCCAAGCAGUUCCGACAUGGGUGCCGUGACAACCAUGGAGCCUGCGCCAGUCCUGUCCCUCUUCGCCAUUGCGUACGCAUCAGGAGACGUCGUCAUACACGAUGUUCGCAAGGACAAGCCGCUCAUCUCACUGAGUGCCGGCUCGAAGCAGGCGCCCGUCACUACAAUCUCGUUUCGCACGGAUGGCAUCGGCGCAGGGGAGGAUGGCCGAGAGGCUGGAGUGAUGGCAACAGCAACCAAAGCCCACGGCGACGUCACCUUCUGGGAUCUUAACAAGGGCGGCCGCAAGAUGAGCGUUCUUCGUGGCGCUCACUUCCCCCCGUCCACGAAACAAGGCGAACUUGUUGCUGGAGGAAUCAGCAAGAUCGAGUUUCUCCCUGGCCAAGCCGUUAUCGUUACAAGCGGCAUGGACAACGCCUUGAAGACUUGGAUCUUCGAUGAACAGCCUUUUUCGGCUACUCCACGCCCGCUGCACGCACGAAGCGGACACGCUGCCCCUGUUCUGAGGCUCGAGUUCCUGCCGCCAAGCUCGGAUGGAUCGGAGGCAGACGGUAAGUGGCUUAUGAGCGCCAGCCGUGACCGCAGUUUAUGGGCCUGGAGCUUGCGACGCGAUGCCCAAUCCUCCGAACUGAGUCAGGGCAGCGUGCGCAAGAAGGCAAAGAAAAUGGGCAUGCUGAACAACGCCAUCGCUGGGCCGGAUGGUACGCCUUCGUUAGAGGAGCUCAAGGCACCGCAGAUUACGUGCAUGGCAUGCUCACUCAAUCGAGAUGGAGGCAUGGGAGCGAUGCCCGGCACCAAAGAAAUCUGGGCCGUUCCGGGGAACCACAAAUCCGCAAGCACUGCUGAAAGUAGCUUGACGGGCUGGGAAAGCGUCGUGACGGGUCAUCAAGGCGACAGGUUCGCGAGAACGUGGUUUUGGGGCCGCAAGCGCGCCGGGCGCUGGAAGUUCGAGACUAGCGACGGGGGGAACGUCACCAGCGUAGCGAUUUCCCCGUGCGGCACAUUUGCGCUUCUAGGGUCUAGCAAUGGAUGUAUCGACGUGUACAAUCUGCAGUCCGGGAUGAAGAGGCAGAGGUUUCCUGCCACGUUGACCAAGAAGCAAGCAGAGGCAUUGCAGGCCCAGCUCGCGGAGAACCCGGCAGCGCGUCACGACAAUAAGUACGCGCGUGGGCAAGGCAAGCACUCGGGUGCUGUGACGGGAAUUCAAGUCGACAGUCUGAAUCAAACGGUCAUGUCGUGCGGAGCAGAUGGAAAAGUCAAAUUCUGGGACUUUCACAAGGCUGUCCUUCUUCACGAGCUAGACUGGUCUCUCACGUCGAUACGCGGGAUGCGCUAUCAUCGCUCUACAGACCUGAUUGCGCUUUCUUGCGAUGACUCCUCCUUACGCGUGGUCGACAUCGUCACGAAGAAACUCGUCAGAGAGCUCUGGGGCGCCAGCGGCAAAAUCUUGGACUUUACGUUUUCGAACGACGGCCGCUGGUUGACCGCCAUAUCCGAGGAUUCUGUACUGCGCACGUGGGACCUGCCGACUGGUCAUCUCAUUGAGGCAAUUCGCUUCAGGAGCAAGCCUUCUGCCAUAGCCUUCUCUCCAACAGGCGAGUACUUGGCUACAGCCCAUGAAGACAGUGUAGGGGUGCAUAUCUGGAAUAAUCGGACCUUGUUCACGACGGUGUCUACGAAAAGAAUAGCGCCGGAUGACAUCGUCGACAUUGACAUGCCGGUUGCAUCGGGCGAAAAUACCGAGACCAGCCUGGAGGCCACUUUUGAAGCAGAAGACCUUGCCGUGGAAGAAGAGGGAGCAGUGGUCGUAGCACCAGAUCUUGACCAGCUGAGCUCAGAUCUUCUUACGCUGUCUCUAGUUCCAAAGGCAAAAUGGCAGACCUUGCUUCACCUCGACACGAUCCGCUCACGCAACAAACCCAAGGAGGCUCCCAAACCUCCUGAGAAAGCACCCUUCUUUUUGCCGUCUCUGGACAAGUCCAAGCCUGAGGAUCUCAGUUCCGCACCUUCAGCUCCAGCCGAAGCAGAGGUCGCACAGAAAGCGGCGUCGCGUAUUUCAACACUUGCUUCCGCUCAACAGACGUCCACUUUCACAUCCCUUCUUCGAAACUCUCCGUCCCAAGUCAUUACGCAUCUGUCUACCUUGUCUCCCUCAGCGGCCGAUCUCGCGAUCCGCACGUUGGAUCCAUCCCCACCGUAUACAGAGCUCACGACCUUUGUUGAAGUUAUUACCCAAAGAUUGCGUGAGAAGAGAGAUUACGAGCUCAUGCAGACGUACAUGUCGGUGUUCCUGCAGUGCCACGGAAAUGUAGUGCUGGAGAGCGAAGAGCUGAGGGUAGCGCUUAGAGAGUGGGAUCAGGUAUGCAAGGGAGAGGUAAGAAGACUAGGAGAUCUGGUGGGCUUUUGCAGGGGAGUCGGGGGUUGGAUUGGUGGGAUUGUGUAGGAGUAGCUGCUUGAUGAUCCGGCUGGGCCAUGUCAUGUAUCUGUACGAAAUGAGCAGCUUGAAAUCAUAAUCAUUGAUGCUUCUGCAGAACACUUAUGGUCCCGUCCUGGCCAUCCGUUUGCAUAUUG
This is a messenger RNA of Verruconis gallopava, 3302 nucleotides long. RefSeq lists its product as uncharacterized. Lineage: Eukaryota; Fungi; Ascomycota; Dothideomycetes; Venturiales; Sympoventuriaceae. The record is from RefSeq and is a predicted model, not a curated record. Gene Ontology annotation, cellular component: small-subunit processome; Pwp2p-containing subcomplex of 90S preribosome. Gene Ontology annotation, molecular function: protein binding. Bases 52 to 3174 code for a protein of 1040 amino acids. Gene Ontology annotation, biological process: rRNA processing. The transcript has a single exon.